CAACAAAUAUUAGUAUCGAUAUAUUGAUGUAUCAAUAUAUUCUGAACGUUCAUCCCUAAUUAUGAGGUUGUUGCUGUGUGGCGGCGCUCCCCUCCAAAGCGCAAAGCGGAAUCCCAAUUGAACGGAAAUUUUGUCUUGUUUCCUUUUCUUCUGUUCAAAUAUAACAAAAUUUUUUUGCUGUUAUAAUUUUUUUUUCUGUUUUUCGGAAACGCAAAUGUUAAGAGAAAUAAAAGUGCGUGCGCGAGCCAACGAGAAAACGUAGAAAUUUAAUGUGAAAGAGAAAGAGCGAAGGAGAGAGCAAAAAUUGUAGGCGAAUCAACAAGGAAAGAAGAAUGAGCGAUGAUGAGGAGAAAAAGCAGUGGAAGCAGUAAAAUAAACUGCAAAAACUGCUUGUGAAGUGACAACAACAAAAGCAACAGCAGCGACAAGAAAUACACACAUAAAAAACAUAAAUAAAUACAAUAAAUACACAACAAAUUUCAUAAAAAGAGCGCAAAAAAACAGUGGAACCACAGAAACAUCAACAAAAACAACAACAAAAUUACCUCAAAAAACAAAAAAAAAACUGUGAAUACACACAAAGGCACACACACAAAAGCGCCUGCCUAGAGUCUGUGCAGGUGUGUUAGUGUUUAGAGAGAGGAGAGCGCGUGUCUGUUUUAUUUUAAUAUUUUUUUUUCGCAUUGUGAAAAACGUUUUUUUCUUCAACAAAACAAAAAACAUUUUAAACUACGACAACAACAAGCAGAGAAACCAUCAAGCAAGCAAGCAGUUUUUGCACCACUUGACAGAGGUUCCGCCCUCCCCCCAAACAACUCCAUAUGCAAAAUGUCUAGUCCUGACGACAGAAUACCAAUACACGAUCUGCCACCAGAAGCCGGAAGCGAUGAACGAUUGCUGCAUAUAGGGCCAGUCCCGUUGACAUUGGAUUUCAAGCCCCAUCCAGCGGUGGAUAUCGAUCAGCAGAUCAUGGAGCUUAAAAAGAAUCAGGAACUGCAGAAGCAACGUCUGAUCCACUCGUUUCAGGAGAAAUCGAAGCAAAUGGAAUUGGAGCAUAAACUGCAAUUGGAGCACAAGUAUCAAUUUGCGGUGCACUCCCAUGGAGCCUUCCAGGAAUUGCGGGAACAGACCAUGGUAACGGCCGCCGCUGCUGCUGCCGCCGCAGUUGUCGAGGAGCACCACCGCCAGCAGCAGCAGCAUCACCACCACCACCACCAUCAGCAACAGCAGCAGCAGCAACAGCAGCAGCAGCAGCAGCAACAUCAUCAUCAGCAGCAGCGCGAGCAGCAGCAGCAGCGGGAGCGCCGAGAGCGGGAGGUCAUGAAGCGGAAGGAGAACUGCAGCGCCAACGCCAGCCCGGAGGUCAAACAGAUUCUCAAUUGCUUCAUUAUGAGCCGCAAGUCGCAGGCAGCAGCCUCCAAUGGAACAACGACAACGUCGCCCUAUCGCAAUCGAGGUGUGGUGAAAAGCUCCUCGGGCGAGUCCCUGCCAGCCGGAACCGUGACCAGUGCGCACCCCUACAAAAUACCUCAGCCGCCCUCCUCACUGCUCAAAUAUGAAUCUGAUUUUCCGCUCAGGAAAACAGCAUCCGAACCCAACCUGCUGAAGAUCCGGCUGAAACAGAGUGUCAUCGAGCGCAAGGCCCGUAACGGAGGCCCGGCAGGUGCCCGUCGCCACGAGCGACUCCUGCAGGCGGCCCAGCGCAGGCAGCAGAAGAACUCCGUUCUUACAAACUCCAACAGCACGCCGGACUCUGGCCCUAACUCUCCGCCCUCGUCCACGGGGCUGUCGGUGGGCGUGGUCGGGAGCAGGGGUUCCCCGACGAGUGCUCCGAUCCAGGAGGAGAACGAGGAGGGGAGCCAGUACCAGCCGGGGCAGAGGAGCAGCAUCAACGACCUGCCCCUGUUCAGCUCGCCCUCCCUGCCCAACAUAUCCCUGGGACGACCGCAUUUACCAAACUCCGCCCAGGUGCAGGCGCAGGCACAGGCACAGGCGCAGGCACAGGCACAGGCGAGUGCCCAGGCCCAGGCGCAGGCGCAGGCGCGGGCUACGGCGAUGUUCGCGGCACUGCACCAGCAUGUGGCGGCCGCCGGGGGCCAGCCGACCUACUACAAUCAGCUGGGUAUGUCCUUCGUGGGACGGCAGCCGACUGGGCCGCUGGCCAUGAUGCCGGCCACGGGCAUCGCGCCCCAGCAGCCCUCGCCCGUGGUCAGGUCCGCCUCGGCGACGUCUACGUCCUCGUCCCAGGCCUCCCUGGUGGGGGAUGUGGCUCCGCCGCAGGCGCACGCCGCCUCCACCAUUCUGCCCUCGUCCUCGUCCUACAUGCAGCAGCUGGGGGGAGUGACCGCCGGCUCCGCAGUCAAUCUGCAUGCGGCGGCCGUGGCUGCAGCAGCAGCGGCGGCGGCAGCAGCGGCCGGCUCCCUGCCCCCCACCAACAGCCACGGACACGGGCAUGCCUAUGGUCACGGUCACGGCCAUGGACACGGUCAUGGACACGGGCAUGGUCAUGCUCUGUACGGCGGACACCCGCACAACACACCAAUCACGGAUGCACAAGUGGCUCAGGUGCAUCUGCACAAGCAGGGCCACCGACCCUUGGGCAGGACACAGUCGGCCCCGCUGCCCCUGGGACAUCCGAUGCUGACGGGCGCCGGGCAGCUGAAUGUGGCCCAAACGCAUUACGAGAACAGCGAGGCGGAGCGUCAGGCGUACCAGCAUCAGGUGCUCACCCAGAAGCUGCGCCAGACCGUGCUCACCCGCAGCGGAGCUGCGACGGCCGCUGGAGUGCGCGAGUCCCAGCUGAAGGAGGAGGAGGACGACUCCGCCGCGGAGGUGAUGGACCUGACCGAUAAAAAGAAACCGCCCAAAACGGUACUGACCAGCACCAUAGCCACCAGCACCUCACAGAGUCUGCCCGAGGCUCUGGCCGCCGCAGCAGCAGUCUAUCGCACGAGCCCUUCAGCCGCCACCACGCCCUCAGCAGCGGUGGCCGGCGGGAGCGGGACCAAGGUCAAUAGCCUACAGCGGGACCAGGAGUACCUUCAGCAGCAGCGCGAGCUGCUUCUGCUACAAAAUAAGGAGGAGCUGGCCAAGCGCCUGAUGCGGCCCCUCUCUCGCACGCUGAGUAGUCCGCUGGUGCCACUCGGACCGCACGGCCUUAGCCAGCUGGCAGACACGGGGCAAGGCCAAGGGCAGCAGCUGCCGCCAAUAGCCACCUCCUCGUCGGCGGACCACAUACCGCCCGUCAACCUGACGCUGCCCCAUCGCCAGCACCGACAGUUCAUGAAUCAUUUCUAUACCGCCAACCUGCAGCAUCAGCGCCAGCAGCAGCAGCAGCAGGAGCAACAGCACCUGCAACAGACGCCGCCGUCCGCCUCAUUGCCCCCGCACAAAAUCACCACGGGCCUGGCCUACGAUCCGCUGAUGCUGAAGCACUCUUGCAUCUGCGGCGACAACGCACAGCAUCCGGAGCACAGCGGCCGGCUGCAGAGCGUGUGGGCCCGGUUAAACGAAACGGAUCUGGUAAAGCGCUGCGACCGACUGCGGGCCCGAAAGGCCACCCAGGAGGAGCUGCAGACAGUGCACACGGAGGCGCAUGCGAUGCUCUUCGGCUCCAACCAGUGCCAGCUGACGCGACCCAAACUGGAGACCACGCUGGCCGCCAGCUUCGUCCGCCUCUCUUGCGGGGGGCUGGGCGUGGACCUGGACACCACGUGGAAUGAGCACCACACGGCCACCGCCGCCCGCAUGGCAGCUGGCUGUGUGAUCGAUCUGGCCUUCAAGACGGCCAAGGGAGAUCUGCGCAACGGAUUCGCCGUCGUCCGGCCGCCCGGCCACCAUGCGGAGGCCAAUCUGGCCAUGGGCUUCUGCUUCUUCAACUCGAUCGCCAUCGCCGCCAAACGGCUGCGCCAGCAGAUGCCCGAGAUGAGGCGCAUUCUCAUUGUCGAUUGGGAUGUACACCAUGGCAAUGGCACUCAGCAAGCAUUCUACCAAAGUCCCGACAUUCUAUAUCUUUCCAUACAUCGACACGAUGACGGUAACUUCUUUCCCGGCACAGGCGGACCCACAGAGUGCGGCUCCGGUGCUGGUCUAGGCUUCAAUGUGAACAUCUCGUGGUCCGGGGCCUUGAACCCGCCGCUGGGCGAUGCCGAGUAUAUCGCUGCAUUCCGAACCGUUGUGAUGCCCAUCGCCAAGGGCUUCAACCCGGACAUUGUGCUCGUCUCGUCCGGCUUCGAUGCGGCCACCGGCCACCCGGCACCACUGGGCGGCUAUCACGUGUCGCCCGCUUGCUUCGGCUUCAUGACCCGCGAGCUCCUCCAGCUGGCCAACGGCAAGGUGGUGCUGGCCCUCGAGGGCGGCUACGACCUGGCCGCCAUCUGUGAUUCCGCCCAAGAGUGCGUCCGAGCUCUGCUCGGCGAUCCCGCCGCGCCCAUUUCCCAGUCCGAGCUGGAACGGCCGCCCUGUCAGAAUGCCAUCAAUACGCUCCAAAAAACGAUAGCCAUUCAGCAAACGCAUUGGCCCUGCGUGAGGAUGCUGGAGCAUACUGUCGGCCUGUCUGCGCUGGAGACGCUCAAGGUGGAGCACGAAGAAUCUGAAACGAUCAACGCCAUGGCCGGCCUCUCAAUGCAAUCGAUGCACAGAACCCUAUCGCGCGAUGACUCCGAAGAACCGAUGGAUCAGGAUGAAACGAAAUAGUCAGCGGCGGAGACGUGGACGUGGAUAAUUGAAUAUGGAUACGUGGGUGGCGUGAAUGGCGUGAAUUUCGUGUAUGACGUGGACGGCGAGGGCAUGGCUGCUGCAACAGGCUGCUCAAUGCACACUUAGUUAUUUGUUGUAGUUGAAUUGAUUGUUGUUGCUGUUGUUGAAUUGUUGUAGCGCUUCUCGUUGUGGCCAGCAGUGUCUCUGUCCCUGUCCCUGUCUCUGUCUCUGCCACUCCCCGGGACUCUGUCUCUCUCUAAGUUAGAACGGCAUCCCUCUCCCUCUAGUAAACAACCAAAAGCACAAGGCGACGCAACAAGCCGUAGAGCUCCCACCACACCCCUCCCAUUCCCCCAACACCCUUAGCAUAGGAAAAGCAAAAGCAAAGAAUUGAUCAACGAAUGUGACCUAGAUGUGAAAUGAAUGCAGAAAAGCGGAAGCGGAAAUGAGGCCUAAAGUUCAAAGUAGUGGCUGUGCCACGCAAAGAAAAAAAAAAAAAAGUGAAAGUGAAAG
This is a messenger RNA of Drosophila pseudoobscura, 5211 nucleotides long. It is a transcript of the gene HDAC4, whose product is annotated as histone deacetylase 4. Gene Ontology annotation, biological process: negative regulation of transcription by RNA polymerase II. Gene Ontology annotation, cellular component: histone deacetylase complex. Bases 829 to 4695 code for a protein of 1288 amino acids. Gene Ontology annotation, molecular function: transcription factor binding; histone deacetylase activity. The transcript is spliced from 14 exons. Lineage: Eukaryota; Metazoa; Arthropoda; Insecta; Diptera; Drosophilidae. The record is from RefSeq and is a predicted model, not a curated record.